UUUCUGUAAGUGUGGUAAGUUACUGUCUUUCAGAGCACAGCAUUCAGAUAACACCAGCAUGUUACAACACAGGAGGCGGGGCUUUCCAGAACACAGGUGGGAGGAAACAAAGCCUCAGGUGCCUGUCUGGAGUUCUGUCAGUCUGAUCUUUAACUGAUAAGUUACUGGAAUAUUACACCUGUAGACUCACUCAGAACUCCCCAAAGCCUUUGGCUGGGAAAGCAACCAGCAUGGAUGAGACGACUCUGGUUCUGGAGGGUCUACCUGUUGAUUUUGACAGUGUGGUACAAAACCUAGAAUCAUAUUUCAAAGAUAAGGAGAAAUCUGGAGGACAGGCAGUUCGAAUAGUGGAAAAUCCAGAGGACAAAAGAAAAGCUCUGCUACUCUACAAUGAUGGAGGAGAUGCACAGAAAGUACUCUCUAAUGUCCACAACCUCAAAUUCAAUGACCUGGGAUCAGUGGAGUUAAGAGUGAAAAUGCAGGAGCGUGCAAAUGCUGAAACCUCCACAGUGAAACCUCCUCUACCUCCUCGACGUAAAAAGAUACAGACACAAGAAGCUUCUGUCGAGGGAAAACAGGUGGAGGACGUUGAAAAUGAAAUCCCUAAAGAGGUUAAAGCAAAUGUGAGAUGUCAAAGCCUGAUAAUCAGCAGCAGUGAUACCGUGGAUAAAGACAUACUCACCAUGUAUUUUGAGCAGUUCUCAGAGCAAGUUGAAGUACAAGAACAUAAGGAGAACAUGUGGAUACUGAAUGUUCCAAAUCACUCAGAUUUAUUGAAAAUUCUUGCUGUGAAGGAACAUGACUUUGGUAUUUCUGUGGACCUGUAUGAAGACGAAAGUGUGGUGGAGAAGCUGGACCCCAGACGUUUCAUCUUAACCGGGUUUAAAGACACCUGCAAUUACAAAUACAUUUCACUACUCAUUAACAACUGCAGCAAAAAAACAGAGCAUUCCUGGGAAUUUGUAGAUGAGAGCAGGAUUGUGGUCACCUUCAAUAAAGACAUUGAUGUCAACAGCUUUUUGACCAAAUGCGCUAACAGGAAACUGCAGGGCAACGAUAUUAAAGCCUCCCAGUUGGAGCUCACAGAUUCAGUCCUGGUAGUAGGGGACCUGAGUCAGAUUGGAGAAGACAUUCUCACUGGCCACUUCAGCAGCAUCACAAAGAGUGGAGGAGGAGAUAUACAAUCUGUGUUCUGGAUCAACAAACAGAAGACUGUGAUUAUAACCUUUAAGAACUGCCAUGCUGCAUAUCGAGUACUGGAACAGAAGCAUAAUCUCAGUGGUGUAGAUCUUACUGUUCUUUUGUUUUACUCAAAUUUUAAGAAGGCUCUGACUGGACAAAUUCCUACUUUGUCUGGAAUACAAACCACCAUCACCAUUCCUGUUGAUGUGGAAGUCCUCAAUUUUAUCGUAAACAACCAACAGUGCAGAAAGGACCUUCAGAAUCAACUGAAUUUGGUACGUGCCAGUGUUGUUCUUGAGGAGACCACUUUGCAGAGGAAGCUCGUUGUGGAGAUGGAUGUGGAGAAAGAGUCUUUAGCUGCAUUGUAUAUUGGACCAACUUGGGAGAAGAACGUGAGAAGAGCAGCCCAAGAAUUUCUGAAGAAGUACAGCGCAGUCAAGUUGCCUGUUGAAGUCACGGUGUGGAAAAGUGUAGAAAACACUUGUCUUGCACUUGUCACUGCUGAGGCUGACACCUUUUUCCUGCAGUCUGAGUCUAAGAUAGUAAUUGUUGGCCUGACUGAGUUGGUAAAUGUCCGUUCUGAAAAGAUCAAGAACAUUGUAAAGGGAGCGACUACAAACCAAAUCAAGGAAAGAAACACCUCAACAUGGGAGACCUCAACAAACAGCAUCCCUCUCAAAUCUGUGCGGGAAAUGGAGUUCAUCCAGUCUGUUAUGAACGUUUCAGGGAUUCCAGAAUUCAGACAGCUUGGGAUUAUCUUAGCAUAUUCUUGCGAUGCACAGAGUACACCUUGUCUGAAAGUUACAGCAGCAAAGGAAAAAAUCCAAGAUGCAGUCAGUCUGGUGAAGAAGCAUUUACCAUCCAUUGUCAUGGAAAAACUCACUUACUCGAAACCAGGUGAAUCAAAAGUCCUGAAAAAGAAUGAAGCCAUUCUUCAGGCUAAAGCCAAAGAGUGGAAUUGCAAAUUGUACUUUGAGCAACUGAACAAGACCUGUGGUCCGCCCAAGACUUUCCAAUGCAACAUCAACAACUGCAUCACUUUAACAAUUACUCAGGGGGACUUGCAUCAUUGGACUGCUGAUGCAUUGGUCUGUCCAAUGACUACAAACCUGACUUUUGACAACCCAACAGCCCAAGAGUUCCUGAAAGUUGGAGGUUCUCAGAUUCAAGAGGUCUUUUACAGAGCGCAGAGAGAGAAGCAAGCUUUACUGGCUGGAGAGGUCAUUCCUAGUAAGUCAGGUCAACUUAGUGCCAAGACGCUAAUUUACGCAGUGUUGCCCCAAGGUUGUCAACCUCUGGGUCCUCACUACUUGAAAACGGCCAUAGUUAAAAGUCUCCACAAAGCAGAAGAACAGAGCUGUGAAUCUAUAGCAAUGCCUGUACUAGGUUCUGGAACUUUCCAGUUUCCAGUCAAACAGAGUUGCACAGCAAUCAGAGAAGCAAUAGUACAGUUUAUCGGUGAUCAUCAAAAUGCCCAGAAGAAUGUGAAGAACAUAUUUGUGGUGGAAUCUGACAUAAAGGUGUUUGAGGAAUUCAACAGCCUUGUAGCAGAACAGGGUUUUUACAGUGCUGUUACGCCUAUUAGCCCUGCAGGCACGCCUACUAAAGUCUCCAUGCCAUAUAUGAAGCCUAAGUACAAAUCAGAGACAUCAGUGGACCUUUAUGGACUGCAAGUUUGUCUUAAAAGAGGCGACAUCACCAAAGAGACGGCGGAUGUUAUUGUAAAUUCUAACAACUGGGAUUUAAACCUUUCCUAUGGGGUUUGUGGAGCAAUCUUCAAAGCAGCAGGGAAAUCCAUUGAGAAAGAAUACAUACAGAAUGGUCCUAUACCAGGUGAGGUGACCUUCACGACUGGAGGAAACCUGUCCUGUAAGUUCAUCGCUCACAUCUUCGGGCCCAGUAAUGCAUCAGAUAUCACAGACUCCAUUGGCAAGGUUCUGCAGUUAUGUGAAACUACAAAGGUUGCCACAGUGACCAUCCCUGCGAUCGGCACAGGACGGGGAGGGAUUUCAGCGUAUGAAUCCAUCACUGGCAUCUUCACUGCCCUGGAGAACCAUCUGCUUUACCUGAAUUCAUCUGGGCUUAAAAAGAUCACUGUGGUCGCAUUUGAAGAGAUCAUUUGGGAUGCCUAUCGGGAUUACUUCAGGAAGAAGAACAGACAGUCCUUGGCAGGGGCAAUGCCGAACCUUACAAAUCAAGUAACAAUUAAGGACACCAAAAUCGAGAUUAAAAAAGGCGACAUCACCACUGAAACAACACAAGCUAUUGUGAACCCAACCAACAAAGAUAUAAACUUAAAAGCAGGUGUGUCGGGGGCUAUUUUCAGAGCAGCUGGAUCCACUCUUGAAAAGGAGUGCCGCAAACUCCAACCACUGGAAGAUAAUACGGUGGCUGUGACCAGAGCUGGAAACCUGAAAUGUAAUUUCAUCAUUCACAUGCUGGGGACAAACUCUGCAUCUAAAGUUCAGUCACGGGUCAAGAAAGUCCUAGAACAGUGCGAGCAGAACAAAAUCACCACCAUCUCCUUCCCGGCUAUCGGCACCGGUGCGGGUGGCAUAAAGGGAGUGGAUGCCAUGAAUGCCAUGCUGCAGGCGUUUGAAGGUCAUUUAUCUCUGCAGUCGUCUUCUGCUCUUAAACACAUCUAUGUUGUUGUUGACCGGGAUGAAGUCCUACAAGAUUUCCAGCGAGGUCUCACAGUGUGGGCUGCAGACAUCCAGGAGGAUGGAGAUGAGGAUGAAGAUGAAUAUAUUAAAGCAACCAAUUUUCCUGAAGAAAAAGAGCGGAGAACAUCUGGUUCCUUUCGGCAUGCGGCUGAGCUGUUCUGGGAUCCGGAAACAGGCUUUGAUCUGGACAAGUUGGACCCAGAACUGAAGAGGUUGUUUGGGGAGUGUGGCAUCAGUGAGACACAGCUAAAAGACAAGGGAAUAUCUUCGGUCAUUUAUGAGUUCAUUGUGACAAAGGGAGGUUUGGAGGCCGUCAAGGAAGGACUUGACAAAGAAGUUAAACUAAUGAAAAUGAUGAAAGAUAAAGAAAAGGAGAAAGAUGAGAAGGAAAAAGAGAAGAAGAAGAAGAUGCUGCAGAAGAAGAAAUUAACAAAAGAAGCAAUUGGAUCGCCCGAAAGAUUCAAGCAUGUUGGCCAUGCAAGCUUAGAUCUGGACACCAUGGACCCAGAACUGAAGAACUUCUUUAGUAUGUGUGACAUCAGUGAAGCACAGCUUAAAGACAUGGAAACCGCAAAUGUGAUUCAUGACUUCAUUGAGAAGAAAGGAGGUGUGGAGGCCGUCAUGGAGCAGUUACGGAGAGAAGCAUCCAAGCCUUCACAAUUAAAUGAAAGCAACCAAAGCCCAGCUAGAGAGCCACUGUGCCUUCUAACAGAGAUGGCCAACAUAUCCUUCCCUGCAAUCACUGUAGAAGUGUAUGGAACCUCUCCUGACAGCCUCGCCAAAGUCAAGAAGCUCCUGGAUGAACUUAUAUCAGAGGAAUGUUCCAGCAAAGAUGUCCAGGGGAAAUAUCUGGCCAACCUUAAAGACGCAGAUAAGGAGGCCAUUGUCAGGCUAAGCAAGGAAAACGAGGUGCAUGUACUGGUGGUUUCAUCAGAAAAACUGACCGUGUCAGGGAAGAAAGACAACGUUUUGAAUGCUGUGCUGAACAUCUCCACCAUCAUCCAGGAAGCCAAGGACAGGGACACUCAUGAGUUUGAGAAGAGAAGGUUGAGCCAGACUCUGUGCUGGCAGGUGGCUGAAGGAGAUUCAUGGGUGCCGCUAGACUCUGACAUCAGCUAUAAGCUGGAAUUAGCUUUCCACAAGAAGGAGCAGGUCUUCACUUAUGAGCAAGAAGGGGAGGUUUACACUGUGGACUUCAAAGAGCUGAUACGAAGGAACCAAAAGAGGAUGCCCUGCAGGAUACGGAGAACCCUGAUUGGUGAUUCUGACACAGCUAUUAUUCAGCCUCCACCAACAUGGACUAAAAUGGAGGGAGAAGACCUUCAAGAAGUGGUUCUUCAAAAAGAUUCAGAGGAGUACAAGAAAAUAGAGACAGAAUUUCUGACCUCCAGUAAGCAUGGCAGCUCACCUGCUGUUCAGGUUCUGCAAAUCCGCAGAAUACAGAAUAAUGGACUGUGGCAGAGGUACUGCGUACUGAAAAAGGCAAUGGACAAGAAAUAUCCAAACCAGAAAAACGAGCAGUUUCUCUAUCAUGGCACUACUCAAGAAUUCAGCCAAAAAAUCAAUAAAAACGGCUUUAAUCGGAGCUUCUGUGGGAGAAAUGCUGUCGUUCAUGGCCUUGGCACCUACUUUGCCAAAGAAGCCUGGUACUCCUGCCAGGACAAAUACUCCAACCCAGAUCUACUUGGAAUGAAGCACAUCUACAGAGCCAGGGUCGUGACGGGGUCACCUUGCAAAAGUCGAGAAGGAAUGAAGGAGCCGGACCCUCUGGACCCAAACGACCCCCAGGCUGGUCUUCACAACUGUGCUGUGGAUAAUCUGCAGAAACCACUUAUCUUUGUGGUGUUCUGUGAUGCAGGAGCUUACCCAGAUUAUCUCAUCACUUUUAGAAAUGCAGAAAUUAACUUUAAAACUUGAGUUUUAAAUAGUUAACUGUACAAUCAAGUCCUGAAGAGGAAUCCUGACAAUUAAAUGAUUAAGACAUACAGUAUACAAGUGUUGUCAAUAUUAUCACACUAACACAUCUUCAAUCAUGCAAUUUGAUUGUCAGUUUUAUUGUAAAGAGAUUUGGAUGCUUUCUUCUGUUUUGUUGCACUUAAAAGCAUAAAAAAUAGAGUUUUUUUCUGCUGUAGUUAAUUAAAUGUUGACUGAUCGAGUAGUCGACGACUUUUAAAAUGUAAUUUAUGCUAAAUAUUAUGGAUUAAAUCGUAUAACUACCUUUCUCUUGAGCUGGGUCCCAGUUGUAUGCUGCAUACCUUCCAUUGUUUUUUGUGAUCAUUUUGAAUUAGGCUUUUUUGUGUUUAUAUGUAAUUUAUAACUAAAUUAAUAAAUUAGUUUGAAACACAAAAUACCUGCAU
This is a messenger RNA of Astyanax mexicanus (Mexican tetra), 6202 nucleotides long. RefSeq names its product protein mono-ADP-ribosyltransferase PARP14-like. Lineage: Eukaryota; Metazoa; Chordata; Actinopteri; Characiformes; Acestrorhamphidae. Gene Ontology annotation, cellular component: cytoplasm; nucleus. The transcript has 27 exons. Gene Ontology annotation, biological process: negative regulation of gene expression; actin filament organization. The record is from RefSeq and is a predicted model, not a curated record. Gene Ontology annotation, molecular function: transcription corepressor activity; NAD+ poly-ADP-ribosyltransferase activity. Bases 231 to 5762 code for a protein of 1843 amino acids.